GGACCGCAGUACAGAGAGAGAGAAAGAGCAGGAAAGACACACACACGCGGGGAGAGAAAGUUUAAUUCUGCCCUAACAGCUGUGUGGAGCUGCUGCGGUGUGUGUGUGUGUGUAUGCGCGCGUGUGUGGGGGUUAUGUGUGUGUGAGAACUGGCUGAAGACUGCAUGCAACUUUCUUUGCGUGGGAAGAACUAAACUUUUACUGCGAGUCCCGCCGGAUCGUCCUGCAAAGUCGCGAGCUGGCCACAGCCACAGCUGAUUGUCUUUGUGCCUCGGUAUCCUCGUAGGAAUCAUGGGUAGUAAAACACUUCCUGCUCCCGUACCUCUUCACCCAUCCCUCCAGCUGGCCAAUUACUCCCUCCUCCAAACCUCCAACGGCUUCCAUCUUCCUGCUGAUCAGAUGCCGGGUAUCUACAGCUUCAGCGCGCUUCAUGCUGUCCAUUUGCACCACUGGACCCUGGGAUAUCCUCCGUUUUUGCCCCGCUGCACCUUCUCCCGUUUUCCUCUUCCCUCCAUCCCACUCCUCCCUCAGCUGGUGCAUCCAGCCAAACAGGAAGCGAAGAGCAAGCCACGCUUCGACUUCGCCAACUUGGCUGCCGCCGCCACUCAGGAAGAGCCGCUGAAGGCCGAGGACCUGAGCGUGUCCGUUGGAGGUGGAGGGCACACAAACGCGCCUUCCCUAGGAUGCCUACUUGAUGUGGCCAAGCUGGCUUCGCCCGAGAGGAAGCCGAGCCGAGGAAGGCUGCCUUCCAAAACCAAGAAGGAGUUCGUGUGCAAAUUCUGCGGCCGCCAUUUUACCAAGUCUUACAAUCUGCUGAUCCAUGAGCGCACGCACACGGACGAGAGGCCAUACACCUGCGACAUCUGCCACAAGGCCUUCAGGAGGCAAGAUCAUCUCCGAGACCACCGGUAUAUCCACUCUAAAGAGAAGCCAUUCAAAUGCCAGGAGUGUGGAAAAGGUUUCUGUCAGUCCAGGACUCUCGCCGUCCACAAAACAUUACACAUGCAAGUCAAAGAGCUCAAACCCGCCAAGAUAAAGUGAGGUCAUGCUGCAUUAGCCAAUGGGGACACUGGAAAGCCAAAGACCCGAGGACAGCAGCCAAUAGCAAUAGCAAUCUGACCAAAGAGUGAAAGGUGCAAGACUCAAACUAAUAUGAUAUCAAAAUAUGGACUUAUGGAGCCAAGAGCUCUCGCUGAAUCUGCAAACACACGGUGGUUCUGAAUAAAAAUCAGAUAUUAAACAGUGAGGUCAAGCUGAAACAGCCUGUGGGAUAGCAGGAAAUCCAGAACCACGAGGACUUCAGCCAAUCGCGAGAGCCAAAACCAAAAUAUGACCAAAGAGUGAAAGGUGCAAGACUCGAAUGGAUACCAAAAAUAUAUAUGUAUGUAUGUAUGUAUGUAUGUAUGUGUUUAUGUAUUUGUGGAUCGCCGUGGAUUUAAAGUCAGAUCCAAGACAUCCACUGAUCAGGUGGCUAGAAAUCCAAAGACCUACCGGACAUCAGGCAUUACAGAGCCAUGUGCAAAAAACCAUGACUUUCAACAGGUGAAAAUCUCCAGCUGACACCAGACCAAACGAUGGAUUUAUGAAUCUGAGAGUUUGAUGAAUCUGCAGUCACACAGCAGACGAGCAGAAUCAGCUGUGAGGACGUGGGAAACCCCAGCAGAGCAAACCAAAGAAACUCGUUUAAAAAAAAAAAAAGACCAAAGAGUGAAAGGUUCCAGAGCAAGAGGUAAAUCAAGAUGAUGCCCAAAUAUGGAUUAAUGGGUUGCUGAAGUUACAAAACAAAGCGCAAUUGGACACGUUCGGAUCUGAGUAGCGUCGGACUCAGACUUUUAGAAGCCUAAUCAUCUUGGAUUUACGGAUUUGGAGACGUUUGGACUUUGGAAUUUUGGUAGAGCCGAGGAUGGAUCAAAUCCAGACUCGAGUUCAUAAAACUGUGACGUCAGACUUUUUUGUUCUGUCUGAUGACAGAUCCAUCAGCGUGAUGUUUAAUCAAUCUCCAGAAGCCGCAGAGGCUGUGUGACGUACAGGACAAUCACUAAAAAACAAACAAACAAAGCCAUUUACUCGACUAGCCAAAGCCACAUUCCAAUUUUGUAAUAUUUUUGUACAGAUUUACUUUUUGUAUAACUGUUAUUUGGCACUUUAAUCGGUUUAUGGAUUAUUUACAUAUAUCACUGGAUUCCUUAAACUUAUUUUAAAAAAAUAAAUAGUCAUUUUCUUAACGAAA
Hemibagrus wyckioides is the source of this 2230-nucleotide messenger RNA. It is a transcript of the gene osr1, whose product is annotated as odd-skipped related transcription factor 1. Gene Ontology annotation, biological process: embryo development; regulation of transcription by RNA polymerase II; urogenital system development. The coding region runs from base 292 to 1041 and encodes 249 amino acids. Gene Ontology annotation, cellular component: nucleus. Gene Ontology annotation, molecular function: RNA polymerase II transcription regulatory region sequence-specific DNA binding; DNA-binding transcription factor activity, RNA polymerase II-specific. The transcript has 3 exons. Lineage: Eukaryota; Metazoa; Chordata; Actinopteri; Siluriformes; Bagridae. The record is from RefSeq and is a predicted model, not a curated record.